AUGCUAGGAGCAUGGCAAUCAAGAGCAAGAACAAAGGAGAAUUUGUGUGUGUGCGCACGUGUGUGUGAGAGAGAAAAAGAGGGAGAGAGAGGGGGAGAGAGAGAGAGAGAGAGAGAGAGAGAGAGAGAGAGAGAGAGAGAGAGAGAGCGAGAGAGAGAGAGAGAGAGAGAGAGAGAGAGAGAGAGAGAGAGAGAGAGAGAGAGAGGAGAGAGAGAGAGAGAGAGAGAGCAAGCAAAGAUAAACAAGGAGAGGGAGAGGGAGGAGAGUCGAAUGGAAGGCACGAGGCAUGAAAAAAAAAAAAAAAACAACUCGUGA
Messenger RNA from Closterium sp. Yama58-4, 315 nucleotides. NCBI's taxonomy places the organism in Eukaryota, Viridiplantae, Streptophyta, Zygnematophyceae, Desmidiales, Closteriaceae. The record is from the annotation of a GenBank genome assembly.